Symbiodinium natans is the source of this 1140-nucleotide messenger RNA. The record is from the annotation of a GenBank genome assembly. NCBI's taxonomy places the organism in Eukaryota, Dinophyceae, Suessiales, Symbiodiniaceae.
AUGAUGUGGGCCCUCCGUGCCUUAUGCCCUCUCUGCUGGCUCCUGGCAUCGCCCGAGCGCGUGGAUCCCACCCUGCGCAUGGAGAACGUGGAGAGCAUGGAGAACGUGGACAGGGACAGGGCCAGCAGCUUCUUGCUCCACCGCUGGACGCGGCCGCAGCCGGAGGCACAGACGCAGGCACAGCCGCAGGUGCAGGUGGAGGAGGCUGAGCUGCAGGGGGAACGAACCCUGCCGCAGACCCUGCCAUGCCACAACAACAGCCUCGUGCUGUCCGGAGAGUACGAGGUCAAGGAGGAACUCGUGCUGCAGGGUCCCUGCAACAUCAGCGCGACCGGCGCACAGCUGCGGCUCCGGGCCCCCAUCGUCUUCAACGGCAACGUGGCCCUCAGCGGGAACCUGACGAUCGUGGGAGGCGGAGGCCCCCCCUUCGAGAAGGCCUGCACUUCGGUGCGCGGCGACCUCCUCCUGAACGCCGGGUCGCACCUGCACAUCGAAGGCUGCCGGAGCAGCGAAGUCAAAGGUGAAGGAGGGUGCCUGCAAGUUUCGAAGGACCUCGAGAUCCGUGGAGGAGUGCACCUUGCGAAUUGCCACGCAGAAGGUUAUGGAGGGGGGGCCUCCGUUCAAGGCAACAUCCGCCUCACGGGAGGCAAGCUCUAUGCAGAGAGCUGCAGCGCCAAGCGUUUCGGAGGCGCCCUCCGUUCCGGCAACAUCGCGAUCAGCGACGCCUCCAUCGAGGUCCGCAAUGUGACGGCCAGAAGAGGAGGCGCCCUUUAUUCCUCCUACAAGAUGUCGAUCGCCAACGCCUCUCUGGAGGUCCACAAUGCGAUGGCCGAAUAUGGAGGCGCCCUCUAUUCCCACAAGAUGUCGAUCGCCAACGCCUCUCUGGAGGUCCACAAUGCGAUGGCCGGUGAAUAUGGAGGCGCCCUCUUUUCCGCCAUGAAGAUGGAGAUCGAUAACGCCUCCCUCCAAAUCCACAACGCCACGGCCGGUGGACAUGGAGGCGCCCUCUGUUCCUUCAACAUGGCGAUCGCCAACGCCACGCGACUCGAGGUCCGCAACGCCGUGGCAGGUGGAAGUGGAGGCGCCCUCUAUUCCGAAGGGAACAUGGCGAUCGCCAACGCCUCUCUGGAGGUCCACAAU